AUGAAUUCAGAAUUUAUGAUUGAUUUUGAAAGUGAUUCAAAACCACAGGAAAAUAACGGAAGAAAUCAGGAGGACGACACAUUAGAUAAUUUCACGAACUCGAUAUUAUCUCAGUACGCCUCUGGAUUGAAUCCGCCAAUAUGCAAAGUAUCACCUUCAACUCAAGAUCUACCAUUUCAACCUGAAAAAUUACCAUUUGAUUUCUCAAAUUCAUCCAAUGAAGAUAGCAAUAGUGUGAACUCUGAUGAUUUGUCUUCUUUUAAUAACUGUAUAAAUAAAAUUGAGAUUCUAUAUACUAUGUCAACCAAAUUGGAGAAACAAUGGAACGAUUGGUUCCACUUAAUUAAGGAAAGAUCAAAUUACAACAGAUAUGACUUAUCCCUAAAGAAACCAACAAUUUGGAAACAAAACUACAAUUUGAAUGAUUUACACUUAGAUUCUAUAUCUCAUUGGAUUGAAAUAUCAUCAAACAUUUUAUGUUGUUUGGCCUACACCUUAAAUAUAGAUAGUAAUAUUUUCGACUUAAGUGGUUCUAAGCUUUUACAAGAGUCAAUUGAUGAGGCCUAUUCAAAAUUUAAUACUGACAUUUCAAAGGUUUGGGAACAGCCAAACUUUUCAAAUCAACAAUCAAAAAAUGAUUUUAAAAAUGAGUAUCUUAAAAUGAUAAAGUUUAACACUAGAUUACAGUCUGACUACGAGAGAAUCCUAGAAAAAUUAAGAAAUGAAAGAGAUGAAGCCCUUUCAAAGGCAGAACAGAAAACUCUAUUGGAAAAGGAGAUUUGUUCAUUAAAGAACCAAAUUUCUAAAUUAGAGAAAGAAUUGGAUAAUAAGAACAGGGAAAUAGAGGAUUUAAAUAAAAGCUUGGAAUCCUCUAACAGGAUCCACCUUCAGGUGAUUAAGAAGAACGAAGAACUCGUUUCAACUAACCAGAAGCUAAUGAUGGACAAAAGUAAUUUCAUUGAUAAAGAUACAGCAAAACAAAUUAUAAAACAGUAUUAUGAUGAGGAGAGUAGAGGUGGAGAAAGGAAGGAGGAUAUAGUCCAACUUUUGGAGAGAAUGUUAGAUAUAAACAUGAAAUCCAAAAGGAUAGAAUCAUCUCAAACGGAAAAUCGUCGUUCAUUACUCAAUGAAUUUAUGGAAUUUGUAAAUGAAAACGUAGAAUCCAGAUAG
Molecule: messenger RNA, 1170 nt
Organism: Theileria annulata
Lineage: Eukaryota; Apicomplexa; Aconoidasida; Piroplasmida; Theileriidae
Exons: 6
Coding region: 1-1170 (389 amino acids)
Source: RefSeq, a predicted model, not a curated record